Molecule: messenger RNA, 2539 nt
Organism: Oryza brachyantha (malo sina)
Lineage: Eukaryota; Viridiplantae; Streptophyta; Magnoliopsida; Poales; Poaceae
Exons: 5
Coding region: 5-1765 (586 amino acids)
Biological process (GO): proteasome-mediated ubiquitin-dependent protein catabolic process; protein monoubiquitination; protein polyubiquitination
Cellular component (GO): ubiquitin ligase complex; nucleus; cytosol
Molecular function (GO): ubiquitin protein ligase activity; ubiquitin conjugating enzyme binding; cyclin binding
Source: RefSeq, a predicted model, not a curated record
CGAAAUGGCCGCCGCCGCCGCCGCCCCCCCUGCCGGUGACCACGCUUGCCGGCGGCAGUGGCGGUACACGUGGGAGGCCCUAGUGCACCUCCCGCUCCUACGCCUCUACCUCUUCCGCCCCGCCGUGACCGCUGCCGCGCCGCCCACCGGCCUCCGCGCCGACCUCCGCCUCGACGACGCGCUCCUCCUCCUCUCCUUCUCGCUCGCCGGGGAACCCGUCGCCCUCAGGGUCCCCGUCCCGAGGGUGCUCGUCGACCCCUCCGCCCCGCCCGAGUGCCGCGCCGCGGGGGACCAUGUCGAGGUCCGCCUCGCGCUCGUCCUCCCCGUCGACCACCCCGUCGUCGCCGCCGCCUUCCCCCCGCCCCUCGGCGCGGAGCCCGUUGCGCCUCUCUCCCUCCGGAACGAUAUAAAGAAUCUAUCUUCUGGAGAUGUUCACUUGUAUUGCAGAGCAUGCUCAGCAAGAUUGACAAAACGGCCACUAAGGAACAUUGUGGAAAUGCCAUCAUUAAACUGGGAAGAUGUGGCUGACAAUUGGUUUGGUGGAUGUUGCACCUCAUUUGGAGGUGCAAGCGAAAAACUAGUAUCACAGUAUAUCAAUGCAUAUGGGCGUCUAGAGGGCACAAGUCUACUGAAUGCUACCUCCAUUAGUAUAGAAAAGGAUUAUCUUGAGAAGGAUCUAGUGUCUGGGUUAGUUAGUCCAGUGCCCAGCAAUGAUUAUGUUGCUCUGCAGGAAGCUACAUCUGGUGUUCAUGUAAUAAAUGAUCAUACCAUGGAGAAGAUGGAAUUUAAUGAUUCAGAAGAGAAAACAUAUCAUGAAAAGAAGAUUGCUUCCAGUCAUGUGCAAUCUCCUGUUGUUCCUGAGGAGAAUCAUGAUAGUAAUACUGAAAAAGAUGGAGAUACUCUUUGGACUGAUCAAUCUGGUAUCACUGAAGUGAAUUCUGAGGAGUCUAAAAAUAAUUCUUGUGUUAAGGACAUGGAUCAUCCUACCAAAGAGACAGAUUUGUUGCUUGUAGAUCCAUGCAAUUUCUGUUGUGAUGGUGGAAACAGCAGAAAAUCUAAAGAUAAUCCUUCCAAUAUGCCCUCUGGGAACCUGGAAAUGCAGACUAAAUUGAACCAAAGAGAUUACAAAUUAACAAAAAGCAUAGCGCUUGGUUGUAGCUUCAUUGUGAAAGCAUCUAACCUUCUGAAUGAUAUUGACUGGCUUGAACUUCCAUGUGCUCAUUGCUCAUCACCUAUUGGAUCAUACCCUUCACAAUGUUCACAUGCUCCAGCAGAUGGACGUGUACGACUAUUUAAAUGCUAUACAUCAUCAGACCUUCAUGUCAGGGGACCUCAUGAUGUAUUCAGGAAGCAUACAUUAGAAAGACUUUUUGUUCAUUUGUUGCUUGAAGUUGCAGAAGAUGAAAUAUCUUUUCGUACAUUAGUUAGAGAUUUGAAAACAAAAAGACCCAUCCUUCAAAUAGUCCUCCUUAGUUCAAAAGCGUGGCUGUUUUCUGGCUACUGCUAUGAAAAUGAUUUCGACGGUUCACAUGGGGCAGCACAUCUGCAGCCUGCUGUUAAGAUCCUGUAUUCUAAUUGCAGUAGUGCUUUGGAAGAAGACUUAAGGAUAGUAGAGGAGUGGUCAUCCAAAUAUAGGGCUGAAGAGUUGUACAUGAUGAGGCGUCAAAUAGAUGAACUUAUUGGAAGCCUCAGCUCAGCUAGGGAUAAAUUUCCAUUUUCUUGCUCUUCUCUCGAGGGAAUGCACCUCUCGUCCCUAGAGCGUUAACCUGAAAAUGAGAUAAACUUAGAUCAUAUCCUCAUACCCUAAUUCCUGUCAACACACAGUUAAUUAUUUUUUCAGUGAACUCAUUGACCAUCUGAUAAGUAAACUGUAACACAAUUGGGCUUAUCUUCCACUGUCAAAAGACAGAGUGGCAUCGAAAUUGAGUAAUGGAACAGAGUAACAGUGGAUCCAGCCACACUGAAUUCUGGUUCAGUAUGCUUCCAGUAGUUGGUGGUUCAACCAUCUGGUAAUCUACUUCACACAGUGAAUCCUCCUUGCAGUCUGUAUUCUGGUAUAUGUCUAGAUUUUCUUCCUUAACGAAGCUAACUUUGAUUCUCCCAUUAAUGGAGUGAUCUGAUCAUUAUGUUUAUUGAGCUCUAAUAGUCUGAUGGGAGCAAAGCAUUCUGAUAGUCGUGCUCCUUAUAUUCACAUUGGUUUAACUUAUGGACAAUGCUGCAAGAGUGGUAGCUCCCGGACACAUUCAUCUGAUAUACUGGACCGACUAAUAAUACUUAUGAAUAGCUUCGACCAUAUAAUAUGGCUACAGGAAAUAGUUGUUGAAUCUUGCAUAGUUACAAAGUGUACAACCUAUUGUUCCCUAUGUCUUGGGUAGGAGUACUAUGCUACCCUGAUGUAGCACACUAAACAUCUACACCUUUAGAUUUUCGCUUUUGCUGUAAAUCAAUCCGAGUGAUUUUUUUUUCUUAAAAUCACACAUGUAACUAUAAAUAUAAUUACAGUGUUAUUACAAUGUAACCAAUAUAUAAUUACAAUGUA